Molecule: messenger RNA, 1877 nt
Organism: Vanrija pseudolonga
Lineage: Eukaryota; Fungi; Basidiomycota; Tremellomycetes; Trichosporonales; Trichosporonaceae
Gene: ale1
Product: Lysophospholipid acyltransferase
Exons: 7
Coding region: 28-1773 (581 amino acids)
Biological process (GO): lipid modification; glycerophospholipid biosynthetic process
Cellular component (GO): membrane; endoplasmic reticulum
Molecular function (GO): 1-acylglycerophosphocholine O-acyltransferase activity; 1-acylglycerol-3-phosphate O-acyltransferase activity
Source: RefSeq, a predicted model, not a curated record
CUUGCCACACACGCCCCACUCUCAACGAUGCUCUGGGACGCAUUGUUCGACCGCGUGUCCGAGGCGGCCGGCGCCCCGGCCGACCAGUGCAAGCUCAUCUUCUCAAUGCUGGUGUCGUUCCCCCUCGCGUCGAUAUUCGUGCGCCUGCCGGCGUCGCGACCCAACCUCGCCCACCUCUUCUCCCUUGUCGUGUCCACCUUCUUCCUCUGGCCCUUCUUGGGCCUCGGGCGCGGGUACCUCCACCUGCUCAUCUCGAGCGCCGUGACCUAUGUCGUGGUGGCCAGCGUGCGGAGCAAGCACAUGCCGUGGAUCGUGUUUGUCCUCACAAUGGGCCACCUCACCGUCAUCCACAUCUACCGCACCCUCAACUCGAUCCCCACGAGCACCAUUGAGAUCUCGGGCUCCCAGAUGGUGCUCGUGAUGAAGCUCACCACGUUCGCGUGGAACGUCCAUGACGGCCGGCAGAAGAUCGAGGACCUCGACGAGGGACAGAAGGCGACGCGCCUGACGCAGCUGCCUGGCCCGCUGCCCUUCCUUGGAUACUGCUUCUUCUUCCCCUCAGUUCUCGUCGGCCCGUCGUUCGACUACGCGACGUACAACGCGCUCAUCACCAAGACCAUCUACGACGCGCCCGUCCCCGACGCCGACCCGACCCACACCAAGCGCUUCAAGGGCCGCACGCCGCACGGCCGCAGGCGCGUCGCGUACCUCCACCUCGUUAUCGGCCUUGCCUUCCUCGCCAUCUUCGCCGUCCUCGGCGCGCGUGGAGCGUACUCGCGCAUCCUCGAGCCUACGUGGUACACGUGGACUCUGUCGACCCGGUUCGGCUUUGUGCAGUUUGCCGGCUUUGUCGCGCGCACCAAGUACUAUGCCGUGUGGAGCCUGUCCGAGGGCGCGUGUAUCCUCACCGGCAUCGGCUUCAACGGCUACGACCCCAAGACUGGACGUACGCUGUGGAACCGUGUCCGCAACAUCAACAUUCUGUCGAUUGAGACGGCCGAGAGCUUCAAGGUGCUGUUCGACAGCUGGAACUGCCGCACCAACGUCUGGCUCCGCGACCAGGUCUACAAGCGUCUUACGCCCAAGGGCAAGAAGCCCGGAUCGGUGCAGAGCAUGGCGACGUUUGUGACCUCGGCCUUCUGGCACGGCGUCGACCCUGGCUACUACCUCGCCUUUGUCACCGCUGGCCUCCUCUCGUCGCUCGGCAGACAGCUUAGGCGCUACGUCCGCCCCUACUUCCUUCCCCUCGGCUCAGAGGGCGCGGCCAAGCCCAACUCGAUGCCCCGCUGGCCGUUCCCCAACCUCGCCAAGCGCACGUACGACGUCGUCGGCUGGGUCAUGGUGCAGAUCAACCUCAACUAUGUCGCGUCGGCCUUCCUCCUCCUCCGCGCCGACUACUGCAUCACCGCCUGGUCCAGAAUGUACUGGUACUCGCACAUCAUUAUUGCUGUCGCCAUUGGCUUCUUCCAGCUCGGUGGCCGCCGCUGGCUGCGCAAGGGCAUCCCUCCUCGUGUCCCCAAGUCCAAGGUCCCGCUCCAAGUGCCCGAGGUCACCCUGUCCCCUCCGUCGCCUAUCGCCCAGGAGGACGCGAGCGCCAACGCCACACAUCCCACCGAGGAGGACGACUCGAACGACGCCGACCUCGAGUGGGUCCGCCACGACCUCCAGUCAAAGACCAAGGGCGGUGUGCCCUUCGACGCCGGCCUCAUCGACGACUUCCUCGAGGGCGUCGAGACGCCACGAGCAGGCACCCCCAAGCCCAAGGACGAUUAGGGGCCUCUGUCCUCCCUACCUAGACUCAUACACCUAUCUACCACCUAAUGCUGCGCGCAGCGCGCGCGUUUGGCACGUUAUAGCUAUGAUGGAUGAGAAUGAAC